This is a messenger RNA of Gorilla gorilla gorilla (western lowland gorilla), 5224 nucleotides long. RefSeq names its product matrin 3 (gene MATR3). The coding region runs from base 1491 to 4178 and encodes 895 amino acids. NCBI's taxonomy places the organism in Eukaryota, Metazoa, Chordata, Mammalia, Primates, Hominidae. Gene Ontology annotation, cellular component: nucleus. The transcript is spliced from 15 exons. Gene Ontology annotation, molecular function: RNA binding; zinc ion binding. The record is from RefSeq and is a predicted model, not a curated record.
GCAGCCGCUGCCGCCGCCUCUCGCCAGCGCCGUUGCUGCGCGGGAUUGUGGGAGUCUCCGUGUCCCGCUCGCUGGGAGAGAGGUACCUCUCCUUUUCCCUCUCCCUUUCCCUAAGGUAGGCGUGAAGCGGGUAAGAGUCGGGGUCGGGUGGCUGGGGGCUCUCCGUGUCCGCCGGGAGGGGACAACGACGGCGACAGGGGCUGCGGGGAGCCGGCGGCGCGCCUUUCUUGCUCGCUCCCGCUCUGCCUCCCUCCGCGUUGCGUAUGUGAGCCGCCUGAUCGGCGGCCGCCAUGUUAGGAGCGCAGUGGCGGCGCAACCAGCCUUCUAGGGCGGCGGAGGUGAGCGGUCCGGGAGGGAAACACGCGGCCGGCCAAGGGCCCAGGGUGCGGCGGGAGAUUUUGGGUGAAGAGGUGCGCUGACCGGCCGAGCUUCCUGCGCGUCCUGGGCUCGUUGUGGGCGGGGGCGGGACGACUAGCCCGUUACACGCGGGCCGCGGCGCUGAGGGGGAGGGAGGAGCUCGCUCGAGGACUGAGGGACAGACUGUCCACUGGGGGCUUGCCGUUUGAGGAGGAUGGUUAAGACAGCUAAGUCCUUGGGUAGCGCCAGUGCCAAAUAACCCGUUCGCCUUUUUUUCUCUGAAAAUGUUCCCCAAAAUGGAGGAUCUCGCAGACUGAAGAGCCUGCUUGUUUGAGCAGCGUUUCUUUCUUUUCCCGGUGUCUCGGCCUUCACACCGCUCCUUGCCUAUCGCCUCAGAGCGCCCCCUAAGACUCCCGGCCCACACGCACGCGCGCGCGCGCGCGGCGUUAGCUGGACAUCAGAAACAAUUCCUCCCCGCCCCCCAUCGCGUAAAAAUGGCCGAAAAAUGAAACGUUAACGCUUGUUUUUCGUACUGCGUCGUGGAACAAGCCGCCUGCAGUACAGUGCGAGGCGGGUGAUUUGCACUUGUUUAGUCAAGUCACCUCACAUCCUUUUUCUCUUUAUCAAAAUAGUAUUAGUCCAGGUUCCUCCAGAGAGGAUCGUGUGGUGUGGGACCUUCCGGUUUCCAGACAAAGGGUUUUGGAGUACCGUGGUGUAGUCGCCCGCCGCAUCGUUCUUUGCAUUUCGAGCUAUGUGCCAUGUUCUGUGUUCGGCAUUUACCGUGGAUGAAUAUCCCCUAGGUGUUUAUCCUGCUCUGUGGCCCUGUUCUGUGGAAUAUUCCUAUUGGAUCAGUUACAGUUUUUUAGCCAGAUAUUUCUAGAACGGUUAUGGUGGUUCUGAAAUGGCUAGUCUUUCGGGCGCUCUGGAAUAAUGUGAAGAAUCGUUGAUUUCGUAGAGUUGUCUGCUGGUUCUCAGCUUGAAGAAGAUUCUGCAGUCCUUAUUGAUCCUUUUUCUUGGCGUUACCAUUUUUUGAAGCAAAGUUAACCUAGCUUUCUAGUUUGAGCUUUCUUUUUGGCCGUCUUUAAAAAAAAUUUUUUUUUUAAUCUAUAAAAUAGACAAGAGCUAGUUCUACAAUGUCCAAGUCAUUCCAGCAGUCAUCUCUCAGUAGGGACUCACAGGGUCAUGGGCGUGACCUGUCUGCGGCAGGAAUAGGCCUUCUUGCUGCUGCUACCCAGUCUUUAAGUAUGCCAGCAUCUCUUGGAAGGAUGAACCAGGGUACUGCACGCCUUGCUAGUUUAAUGAAUCUUGGAAUGAGUUCUUCAUUGAAUCAACAAGGAGCUCAUAGUGCACUGUCUUCUGCUAGUACUUCUUCCCAUAAUUUGCAGUCUAUAUUUAACAUUGGAAGUAGAGGUCCACUCCCUUUAUCUUCUCAACACCGUGGAGAUGCAGACCAGGCCAGUAACAUUUUGGCCAGCUUUGGUCUGUCUGCUAGAGACUUAGAUGAACUGAGUCGUUAUCCAGAGGACAAGAUUACUCCUGAGAAUUUGCCCCAAAUCCUUCUACAGCUUAAAAGGAGGAGAACUGAAGAAGGCCCUACCUUGAGUUAUGGUAGAGAUGGCAGAUCUGCUACACGGGAGCCACCAUACAGAGUACCUAGGGAUGAUUGGGAAGAAAAAAGGCACUUUAGAAGAGAUAGUUUUGAUGAUCGUGGUCCUAGUCUCAACCCAGUGCUUGAUUAUGACCAUGGAAGUCGUUCUCAAGAAUCUGGUUAUUAUGACAGAAUGGAUUAUGAAGAUGACAGAUUAAGAGAUGGAGAAAGGUGUAGGGAUGAUUCUUUUUUUGGUGAGACCUCGCAUAACUAUCAUAAAUUUGACAGUGAGUAUGAGAGAAUGGGACGUGGUCCUGGCCCCUUACAAGAGAGAUCUCUCUUUGAGAAAAAGAGAGGCGCUCCUCCAAGUAGCAAUAUUGAAGACUUCCAUGGACUCUUACCGAAGGGUUAUCCCCAUCUGUGCUCUAUAUGUGAUUUGCCAGUUCAUUCUAAUAAGGAGUGGAGUCAACAUAUCAAUGGAGCAAGUCACAGUCGUCGAUGCCAGCUUCUUCUUGAAAUCUACCCAGAAUGGAAUCCUGACAAUGAUACAGGACACACAAUGGGUGAUCCAUUCAUGUUGCAGCAGUCUACAAAUCCAGCACCAGGAAUUCUGGGACCUCCACCUCCCUCGUUUCAUCUUGGGGGACCAGCAGUUGGACCGAGAGGAAAUCUGGGUGCUGGAAAUGGAAACCUGCAAGGACCUAGACACAUGCAGAAAGGCAGAGUGGAAACUAGCAGAGUUGUUCACAUCAUGGAUUUUCAACGAGGGAAAAACUUGAGAUACCAGCUAUUACAGCUGGUAGAACCAUUUGGAGUCAUUUCAAAUCAUCUGAUUCUAAAUAAAAUUAAUGAGGCAUUUAUUGAAAUGGCAACCACAGAGGAUGCUCAGGCCGCAGUGGAUUAUUACACAACCACACCAGCGUUAGUAUUUGGCAAGCCAGUGAGAGUUCAUUUAUCCCAGAAGUAUAAAAGAAUAAAGAAACCUGAAGGAAAGCCAGAUCAGAAGUUUGAUCAAAAGCAAGAGCUUGGACGUGUGAUACAUCUCAGCAAUUUGCCGCAUUCUGGCUAUUCUGAUAGUGCUGUUCUCAAGCUUGCUGAGCCUUAUGGGAAAAUAAAGAAUUACAUAUUGAUGAGGAUGAAAAGUCAGGCUUUUAUUGAGAUGGAGACAAGAGAAGAUGCAAUGGCAAUGGUUGACCAUUGUUUGAAAAAAGCCCUUUGGUUUCAGGGGAGAUGUGUAAAGGUUGACCUGUCUGAGAAAUAUAAAAAACUGGUUCUGAGGAUUCCAAACAGAGGCAUUGAUUUACUGAAAAAAGAUAAAUCCCGAAAAAGAUCUUACUCUCCAGAUGGCAAAGAAUCUCCAAGUGAUAAGAAAUCCAAAACUGAUGGUUCCCAGAAGACUGAGAGUUCAACCGAAGGUAAAGAACAAGAAGAGAAGUCCGGUGAAGAUGGUGAGAAAGACACAAAGGAUGACCAGACAGAGCAGGAACCUAAUAUGCUUCUUGAAUCUGAAGAUGAACUACUUGUAGAUGAAGAAGAAGCAGCAGCACUGCUAGAAAGUGGCAGUUCAGUGGGAGACGAGACCGAUCUUGCUAAUUUAGGUGAUGUGGCUUCUGAUGGGAAAAAGGAACCAUCAGAUAAAGCUGUGAAAAAAGAUGGAAGUGCUUCAGCAGCAGCAAAGAAAAAGCUUAAAAAGCGUCGUUUUCCAGGGAGUAUGGAAGGUUUUGUCACUCUAGAUGAGGUUGGUGAUGAGGAAGAUUCGGAACUUCAGAAACUUCGUAAAUCGGGCAUGGCAUUUAAAUCUGGUGACAAAAAUGAUGAUGGUUUGGUUGAAAUUAAGGUGGACAAGAUCGAGGAACUUGAUCAAGAAAACGAAGCAGCGUUGGAAAAUGGAAUUAAAAAUGAGGAAAACACAGAACCAGGUGCUGAAUCUGCUGAGAACGCUGAUGAUCCCAACAAAGAUACAAGUGAAAACGCAGAUGGUCAAAGUGAUGAGAACAAGGAGGACUAUACAAUCCCAGAUGAGUAUAGAAUUGGACCAUAUCAGCCCAAUGUUCCUGUUGGUAUAGACUAUGUGAUACCUAAAACAGGGUUUUACUGUAAGCUGUGUUCACUCUUUUAUACAAAUGAAGAAGUUGCAAAGAAUACUCAUUGCAGCAGCCUUCCUCAUUAUCAGAAAUUAAAGAAAUAUCUGAAUAAAUUGGCAGAAGAACGCAGACAGAAGAAGGAAACUUAAGAUGUGCAAGGAGAUUUAAUGAUUUCAAAGAAAAUAAUGGUUCUUUGUUUUUAAUGUUAACCUUUUUUAAAUACAAUACUGAUAGUUAGAAGAAAACUAUUGUACUCUUUUGUUUUAGUGGAGAAAUAAUAGAUGUCUGUUCAUGUGUUAAGUGUUAUAGCAAAAAAAAUACACAUAUGGUUAAGUUAAUGAAUAGUUUUUGUUUUAUCAGAAUGGCAACGGACAGAAGUACUUUGUAGAGAUUGACUUCCUAAGCUACUUAAGACAACUUGCACCACUAAGAAAAAAAUGUAGAACCAUUUGGAAAAAUGAAAUUUAGUAGUUCCAAGUUUCAAAGAAAUGUCAACAUUUUAUUCCAUUCAAUAAAAAACAAAACCAACAGUGUUUUUAUUACUUUCAUCUGAAACAUUCCAUGUUUUAAUCUGAGCCUUGCAGACUUUCAUUUGGAGUUUGAACCCGUUUUGGUUGCAUUUCAUUUUUGGAGAACUUCAUUAACGUGAGAUUGGCAAUUGAAAUGCAGGUGCAGUUUUCUGUUAGUGUCAUGCUGUUGUUUAGGUAAUAAGAAAUAUUAAGUAAUUGGCUCUAGAUUUUGUAAUUUUUUUCCCUGAGUUCCUGCUAGAUUUCGUAUUCUAGUAGUCAAUGUAUUUUCAGUGAAAUGUAAAAAUAUUCCCGUUAUCUUUGACCAGUAUUAAUUUUUGAGAUCUUACUGCUUGUCACUUGAAUCCCGUGAUUGUCAUACAUCUCUGGUAUAAGCAACAUUUGAUUUUUGAAGUGUGUAGACCAUCUCUUCAUAUUUUCAAGAUGUAAUUUUACAUUUCUGCAUUUUUAAAACAGUUUGGCCAUAAUCCUAGAUGCACGCUUCUAAUUCAUGUACCUGCACAUGUGACCUUUGUGAACAGAAAUUUGCAUGUAUAAUUUGUGUUUACUUGUAACUUUCUGGUUAUAUACUGCUUAUAUCUGUGGAUUCAAGUUACUGAAGUGAAUACCAAUAAAAAGAAAACCCUAGGCCAUGUUAAUUGGUUAUACAUGUUUGGAAUGUUAACCAA